Molecule: messenger RNA, 2669 nt
Organism: Bursaphelenchus xylophilus (pine wood nematode)
Lineage: Eukaryota; Metazoa; Nematoda; Chromadorea; Rhabditida; Aphelenchoididae
Source: the annotation of a GenBank genome assembly
AUGUUGGUCAAAGCUACUGUACUCUUUGUGAUUCUGCUGUGUAUUCAGCAUUCGCUGUCGAAGAAGACGACGCUAGCACCUUUUGGCGGGUGGUCUAACGUUUCAGUGAAUGAUCCGGAAGUGCAGGUAAGGAAUGCCGUGAAGUAUAAACAGCCAUGUAGGACUACAUAUUAUCCCUGUUUUAAGCUAGUUCCAAAGCCAUGGUCUCUCUGACCGCUUUUCGCAUUUCGUGAACUCUCUCGGCAGCAAAGACCGUUUAAAAGACGAUUUUUGGCUCGCUGCGUCAGCGGUGGACAUAGGAAAAAAUCGAUUCUGAGUUUUUUGCAUAAAAAUGACCGUCGACAUGUGCUAAGGAAAAGCGAACAACAGUUUUUCUCAAUUCUGCCCGGAAGGCAUAAAUUUGCUUAAAUUUGUCUUUUUUGGAAUUUUCGACCUGGUGACGUCAUAGAAAGAGCAAAUCACCCAAAAUUUUUCUUGUAUACGUUUUCGACCAUUGGGAAUUCAUUUUUUUGAAAAUUAAUUCUCUCAGAUUACUGUAACAUAGGCAUAUUGUAAUCCGGUCGAUAAAAAUCGACCGUAACUCCUUCGUAUCAAAAAUCCCACAGCAUUUUAUUUCAGAUUCGGAAUCAGCAUAAAAUUCUGCAUAUUAUGCACAUAAUGUGAGGUCAUAACUCCAGGGGGGAGAUCGCGUAGUAUAUUGGAUUUUGGCAAAAAUUACGUUUGAAAGGUCGCGGGUUCGAUCCCCGCUUGGUGCAAAUAUUGAAAACACGGCGGAAAUCGCGUUUAGUGGACACCUGAGGGUUAUGUGAGAUACACUAAGCAAUUUUAAACAUGAAUGCAUAUCUAAUUGCGAUAAAAACUGAUUUUAUAUAAUUUUUGGAGACUGAAUAUGCAAAAAAUGAAACUGCUUCAAAUCGCUUCAAAUUGGCAACACUUAUUCUAGGGUCAAUUGUAAGAAACUUUUCUAUUAACUUUUUUUGGUAGAUCACCGUAUCAUGGAUUACUGUAGCAUUAAACGUGUCCUGAUUAAUAGCUAUUUUCUUCAAAAUUCUUGCAUAAAAUAUUAAUUCUUUUUAAUUAGUCGUUUUAGACAGCGAAUAGAUCCACUUUCUAUAUAUGAAAGAAAAUUCGCCCUUCAUUGCAACGCGUCUUGAUGUCAUAAUCAAUUGGUGAAAGUGCGUCAAAUAACUCGGCCGUUCCAAACGGUACAGCAAUAAAAAUUUUUUUCGUACACAAAAAAAUCCUUUCUUAACCAUUCUGAGCACAAUGAAGACAAUCCGACUUCUCCGCGCCAUGUGGUACACUAAAAACCAAAUCAGGUUUAAUGUUACAGUAAUCCAUGAUACGGUGAUCUACCAAAAAAAGUUAAUAGAAAAGUUUCUUACAAUUGACCCUAGAAUAAGUGUUGCCAAUUUGAAGCGGUUUGAGGCAGUUUCAUUUUUUGCAUAUUCAGUCUCCAAAAAUUAUAUAAAAUCAGUUUUUAUCGCAAUUAGAUAUGCAUUCAUGUUUAAAAUUGCUUAGUGUAUCUCACAUAACCCUCAGGUGUCCACUAAACGCGAUUUCCGCCGUGUUUUCAAUAUUUGCACCAAGCGGGGAUCGAACCCGCGACCUUUCAAACGUAAUUUUUGCCAAAAUCCAAUAUACUACGCGAUCUCCCCCCUGGAGUUAUGACCUCACAUUAUGUGCAUAAUAUGCAGAAUUUUAUGCUGAUUCCGAAUCUGAAAUAAAAUCCUGUGGGAUUUUUGAUACGAAGGAGUUACGGUCGAUUUUUAUCGACCGGAUUACAAUAUGCCUAUGUUACAGUAAUCUGAGGGAAUUAAUUUUCAAAAAAAUGAAUUCCCAAUGGUCGAAAACGUAUACAAGAAAAAUUUUGGGUGAUUUGCUCUUUCGAUGACGUCACCAGGUCAAAAAUUCCAAAAAAGACAAAUUUAAGCAAAUUUAUGCCUUCCGGGCAGAAUUGAGAAAAACUGUUGUUCGCUUUUCCUUAGCACAUGUCGACGGUCAUUUUUAUGCAAAAAACUCAGAAUUGAUUUUUUCCUAUGUCCCGGGUCCAUUACGGGCUGACGCAGCGAGCCAAAAAUCGUCUUUUAAUUUCUCGACGGUGCCUGCAAGCCGCAAGCUAAAACUUUGAGAAAUGGUAUGGCCCAUGCCCCAAGCAUGUGCAAAAGAUUAUAUAAAGAAAAUCUGAGCGUCGCAUUCGGUGUACUUCCCUUCCACGUCGUAUGCCAAUUUCUGUGUUUUCGCCUCUCGCAGAAAAAGAAUAUGUGUACUAUAGUAAAUCAUGAGAUUAGGGAUGGAAGAAAUCUGUAACAGCGAGUUAAAGGAAUAACAGACAAAAACGGGUAGGCUAAAUUUUCCGAAAUUGGGUAAAAAGCAAAUCGGUCAGAGCUUUUUCUGAUCUAGCCUCAUAACCAACAUGAUUUAUUUUUCAGAAGCUCGCCAAAGAAGCGGUCAAGAUCUAUUCACAUCAAGAAGGGCAUAAAUAUAAGCUGGAAGAGGUCCGCUCUGCAGAACGACAAGUUGUGGCGGGCUUUAAUUACAAAAUCCACUUAUCAGCGAACCGCUCUUUGGGGCCCGUCCGCGCAAUUCACGCCUAUCUGUACGACCGAGUGUAUGUUGAUCAGAAAGGCAAUGCUAGACAUCACGUCGUUAAAGAACCUAUAAGCUGA